Closterium sp. Naga37s-1 is the source of this 931-nucleotide messenger RNA. Lineage: Eukaryota; Viridiplantae; Streptophyta; Zygnematophyceae; Desmidiales; Closteriaceae. The record is from the annotation of a GenBank genome assembly.
CGUCGCCAUAACGCCCGCCAGCAACGCUGCCCGCGCCACCUACCGCAGCGAGAUAUUCCAGGCUGACGUCAGCAUAGUGGUGGACGAAAGGUCCAUUCUGUUUCAGGCGAGCCCCCCGCACAACUUCAGGGACCUCUUCGCCUACACCAACCCCGCCUACGAGUCCUUCCCGCUCCCCCCUGGUUCGCCCAAGACCGUGUUCAACCACGUGGGUCUCAUGUACAACCCCUUCGGAGCUCUGCCCUUCCUCGCUGGGCAGGAGGACCCAACGCCGGUGAACGGCACGCACGCGGUGAACGGCACGCACGCGGUGAACGGCACGCACGCGGUGAACGAAACAUGCCUGUCGUGCUUCCUCUUCAUCACCUUCUUCCACGUCGACCCCUCACUCGUCAACACCACGGGCGCCGGCUGUGCCUUCAACGACAACGGCUUCUGCAGCGUCACCAAGGGCACGCCCAUCUUUCAGCCGCCCAGCAAGGACCUGCUGGGCGGCAGCUUUGCCACGUCAUCGGGCACCAUGUACAAGAGCCGCCCGCUGCUCUCGCCCUUCGGAUCCAAGCUGCUCGCUAAAUCCGUCCUCACCCCGCUGGCAGCGCCGCGGGUGGGCAUGAUAUGGACGAGCAGCGUGCAGCCGCCAGCGCUGUUUGGGUACGACGGCAAGGCCACGCUGGGCCCCACCAACUACUUCGCCACCAGCGACUCCCACGUGAUGGGAAUAGGGCAGGCGGUGAGCACCACGUACAUCUACCUCUACGCCGGCUACUUCAAAGCCAACCCCGAGACGCUCAACACACCCGUCACCACGAGCGUGUUUGACCGCCCUGCCAAGUACGGCGUGUCGGGGCUGUACCCCGGUGCGGCGUACUCGCAGGUGACGGGGUACCGCGGCAUGUCCACCUUCACCUUCGGCUUCACCAACUUCACCCAG